GGAUGUGGUGCUGGACGUGGCCCCGACGCUGAGCGGCCGCGCCGCCGUCAUGGGAACGAGCGCGAACGGCGCCGCGCUGCCCGAGCGCCUCCGCCUGCCCGUCUGCUUCCUGGGCGUCUUCGCCUGCUACUUCUACUACGGCAUCCUGCAGGAGAGCAUCACGCGGGGACGGUACGGGGAAGGCGCGAAGCAGGAGAAGUUCAAGUACGCCCUGACCCUGGUGUUCAUCCAGUGCGUGAUCAACGCCGCCUUCGCCAGGCUCCUGAUCCAUUUUUUCGACGCCGUCAAAGCGGAUCGCACUCGGAGCUGGCUGUACGCCGCUUGCUCGCUCUCCUACCUGGGCGCUAUGGUUUCCAGCAACUCGGCUCUGCAGUUCGUCAGCUACCCGACUCAGGUCCUGGGCAAAUCUUGUAAGCCCAUUCCAGUCAUGCUUUUAGGAGUGACUUUGCUGCGGAAGAAGUAUCCACCGGCCAAGUAUCUCUGCGUCCUCUUGAUAGUCGCAGGCGUGGCCCUGUUUCUGUACAAGCCUAAAAAGGGGGCUGGGAGCGAUGACCACGUCUUUGGCUAUGGAGAACUCCUUCUGCUGCUGUCACUGACCCUGGAUGGGCUGACUGGUGUAUCGCAGGACCACAUGAGAGCUCACUACCAAACGGGUUCCAAUCACAUGAUGCUGAACGUUAAUCUAUGGUCCACCUUGUUCCUGGGGGCUGGGAUACUGUUCACUGGAGAGCUCUGGGAGUUCUUGAGUUUUACGGAACGCUACCCCAGCAUCAUUUACAACAUCCUGCUGUUUGGCCUGACAAGUGCGCUGGGUCAGAGUUUUAUUUUCAUGACUGUGGUAUACUUCGGACCUCUGACUUGUUCCAUCAUCACCACAACCCGCAAGUUCUUCACCAUUUUAGCGUCCGUCAUUCUAUUUGCCAAUCCCAUCAGUACAAUGCAGUGGGUGGGGACAGUCCUGGUGUUCUUGGGCCUUGGACUCGAUGCCAAAUUUGGAAAGGGAGUAAAGAAGACAUCGCAUUGAGGAAAUGGUUGAUCUCUGCAGUUGGAAUGAACUUUUAAUUUAUUGUCUUGUACCUCAAAAUCUGUUAUGAAACUGGACUCAGGAUAGGUAAUCAGAAGGGGAGUGUUUGGAUUUUUUUUUUUUAGUUUUUUAAUUCUAAAUUGUCUUAAAAGUGUAAUACUUUAGUUUUAACUGUAAUUGACCGCCUUUUUUUUUUUUUCUUUCUGUAAUCAAAGCUGCAUUACUAGAUCCUAGCAGCAGGAUGAAAUUCUUGCCUUAACAGGAAAAAAAACUUCAUAUCUUUAUUAGAGAAAAAGUGACAAUGGCCACUUUUCCAGAACUUUAAUUUCAGUAUUGUUGGCUGAUCUUGGGGAGAAACAGCACACCCCUCUCCAAGGAGAGGGCUAGUCUUAGAAUUAUGUUAGUUCUUUGGUGCAGCCUGGAAGGAUCCCUGGAUUAAAUGCCUGUGUUGAAGACAA
Gymnogyps californianus (California condor) is the source of this 1482-nucleotide messenger RNA. RefSeq names its product solute carrier family 35 member B1 (gene SLC35B1). The record is from RefSeq and is a predicted model, not a curated record. Gene Ontology annotation, molecular function: UDP-glucose transmembrane transporter activity; UDP-galactose transmembrane transporter activity. The coding region runs from base 50 to 1024 and encodes 324 amino acids. The transcript is spliced from 9 exons. Lineage: Eukaryota; Metazoa; Chordata; Aves; Accipitriformes; Cathartidae. Gene Ontology annotation, cellular component: endoplasmic reticulum membrane; Golgi membrane. Gene Ontology annotation, biological process: UDP-galactose transmembrane transport.